GGGAGCGUUAAAUUUUUUUGUUUGCAGGGUAGUAUCAACUAUAAUAAUUAUUGUAAAAUAUGGUUGAGGAAACAGUACCCGUGGUAAAGGCAAAGACAAAAACAGCUCGACCAAAACCUGUUUACCUUUGGACAGUGGCGGACACAAUCAAGUGGCUUCGAAGACACUGUAGUGAACAAUGCGGAAAAUAUAGCGAUCUGUUUCAGAAGCAUGAAAUUACCGGCCGAGCAUUGCUGAGGAUAACAGAUAAUUCACUUUACCGGAUGGGCAUUGUAGAUGAUAAAGACCGAGAGGACAUUUUGCGUGAAAUGAUCAAGCAGAGACUUAAAACCGAUAUUAUGGAAAUUCGUGAUAUGGAACUGAUGAAUAACGUGUACGAGAAUUGUUACUAGAAAUAUAGGGUCUUUUAUUCUAAUAGCAAGUGCGUCUCUUCUUCAUAGCCUAAUUCAAUAAAUUAUCU
Molecule: messenger RNA, 460 nt
Organism: Ochlerotatus camptorhynchus
Lineage: Eukaryota; Metazoa; Arthropoda; Insecta; Diptera; Culicidae
Gene: ave
Product: Protein aveugle
Exons: 3
Coding region: 60-392 (110 amino acids)
Biological process (GO): cell surface receptor protein tyrosine kinase signaling pathway
Cellular component (GO): cytoplasmic side of plasma membrane
Molecular function (GO): protein binding
Source: RefSeq, a predicted model, not a curated record